GUUAAACAAGUAACAUUAUGUUCGAAUGAUUGUUAUAUAUUGAUUAAUAAUGUAUCGUAUUAGUAUAUUAUUUUGAUGAACACAAUAUCCAGAAGAUUAUAUCAUUACAUAAAAAUUGAAGUCGUAAAUAUUUUCUAUUUUUUAUUUUGUUUAAAUAUGUUAAUUUUUAAAUAAUUAUUUCAACCCGCUCAUAAUUCAUAACCUUAGUUUGAGCUCUAUGCUUAUAAGAACUUUGAAAUUUCACCAUUCUUGAAAUUAUAAAUUUUGGAUAAAAGCCAUAAAAAUUGAAACUCUGAGUCACCAAUUAGAGUUUUUUUUAAUCUCCAGAAUAGCAAAAAUUGCUGUAAACGUAGGCUUAAUUAAAACUCAUCAUAGAAUUCUUGAAGAGAAGUUCAUAUCUUUGUUACAAUCAUGUAAAACUACAAAUCAAUUGAAAGAAAUUCAAACCCAGAUUACUAUUCAGUGUGUUGGUUAUACUAAGUACAUUAUCCCUCCCCUUUUGUCAAAAUGUAUGGAAUUCAAGAAAAUUUCUUAUGCACACCAAGUGUUUGAUCAAAUUCCUGACUUGCAAGAUGCUUCUCCUUGGAACAUAAUGUUUAAAGGGUAUAUUCAGAAUGAUAUGUACAGGGAUGUAGUUGUGUCGUUUCGUCGUAUGAUGAAUGAAGAUGUUAGUUUGAAUUGUUUUUCAUUUCCUAUGGUUUUGAAGUCUUGUGGAAAGUUAUUGGCUUUAGUUGAAGGUGAAGAAGUGCAUGGUGUGGUGGUAAAGGUUGGGUUUUUGACCAAUACUUUUGUGGGUAGCACUUUGAUUGACAUGUAUUCGAGUGUUGGGCGAGUGAAAUGCGCUUAUAGGGUGUUUAAUGAGAUGGUUUUACGGAAUGUUUUUACGUGGACUUCUAUGAUCAAUGGAUAUAUUGCAAAUGGUGAUUUGGUAUCUGCAAGAAUGCUUUUUGACUUGGCGCCUGAGCGAGAUGUUGUGUUAUGGAAUAGGAUGAUUACAGGGUAUAUUGAAUGUCGAGAUAUGGAAGAGGCUCGAAAGCUUUUUGAUGUGAUGCCAAACAAAGAUUUAAUGUCAUGGAAUACUUUGUUGAAUGGAUAUGCCAAUAAUGGGGAUGUUGAGGGGUGUGAGAAUCUUUUUGAAGAGAUGAAAGAGAGAAAUAUUUUUUCAUGGAAUGGUCUGAUUGGAGGGUAUGCUCACAACGGGCGUUUCACCGAGGUUAUUAGUGCUUUUAAGAGGAUGUUAAAUGAGUCUGAUGUGAAGCCUAACGAUGCCACCCUUGUGAAUGUUUUGUCCGCUUGCACGAGAUUAGGUGCUCUUGAUUUGGGUAAGUGGGUGCAUGUAUAUGCCGAGAGUAAUGGGUAUAAGCACAAUGUAUAUGUUGCCAAUGGGUUGAUCGAUAUGUACGCAAAAUGUGGGCUGGUUGGUAAUGCUGUGGAUGUCUUUAGGAGUAUGGAUAAAAGAGAUUUGAUUUCUUGGAACACCAUUAUUAAUGGCUUAGCGGUGCAUGGUCGGGGUAGUGAUGCCUUGAGUUUGUUUGCUGAGAUGAAGAAUUCUGGAGUAGAACCAGAUGGAAUUACUUUUAUUGGAGUGUUAUGUGCAUGUUCUCACAUGGGUUUAGUUGCAGAUGGGUUCGCCCAUUUUAACACAAUGGCGAAUGAUUAUUCCAUUACGCCUAAAAUUGAGCAUUAUGGUUGCAUGGUUGAUCUAUUGGGUAGAGCUGGUCUUUUGGAGCAGGCUGUGAAAUUUGUGGAGAAGAUGCCUGUACAAGCUGAUGCUGUUAUUUGGACGGCAUUACUUGGCGCAUGUAGAGUAUACAAAAACAUUGACUUUGCAAGACUAGUUCUCCAGAAACUUAUUGAGCUUGACCCAAAAAACCCUGCAAAUUACGUUAUGUUAGCAAAUAUCUGUGGUGAUGCUCGGAAGUGGAAAGACGUGGCAGAGUUAAAAGUGGCGAUGAGGGACACUGGAUCCCGUAAGGUUCCAGGAUGCAGCUUGAUUGAGGUUGCUGAUGAAGUGGCUGAGUUCUAUUGCUUCGACGAGAGGCAUUCCAAGUCAAACGAGAUAUAUGGAGCCUUGGGAAGCUUGAUGAAAGCAUCAAAAUCAUCUGGUCAAGAGAGUCCAUUAUUUUUACUGGAUUAGAAGUUCUUAGUUUAUUGAAGAUAUCUCCAUUUCUUCGAUCUAAAUCUCUUUAAAAUGUUUCAUCAGUAUCACUACAGUUGAAAGCUCAUCCACCAUCAUUGGACAUAUCCCUUGAGAAGCCACACUGUCUUGUCAUACUGUUUAAGUUAUGAAUAUUCUGUUCGACGUCUGCUCUGACUUGGUCAAGUUUACUAGUUUUGGGAAAAUCGGGUUCUUUAUAGACGUCAUUUUUGGGAGAAGAAAUGGUAUACAUGGUGGAGAAUGUAACUUCUAAGUUCGUGAAGUGUGAUAUACCGUGCAGUUAUGAAAGGUCCAAGAUAAUCUUUUCUCAAGAAGCUGCUCCCAUUUUAAACCAGCUUGCACGCAUCUAUACUACAUUCAGUAACGGAGCCAAGAAUUUUAUGAAGGGUGUCCAAAAAUUACGCAUUGACUUAUGCAAGACGUGUAAAACUCAUUCAAGACAUCUAAAAUCACCGGGCUACAAUAACCUAUUAGGUCAACGGUGUCAAAUGUAAUUAUCCAUUUAAUUAAGUGUAUAGUUUUCUAUAAUAUUUUUUUGAUAGCUAUGUGCUGCUGUUUCUGUUGGUCCAUCUAAGCUACUUUCACAUGUCAUUUUCUUGAAUGAAAACGACAGAUUAAUUAGAACACUAUAUUAUAAACCUAAAAA
Molecule: messenger RNA, 2804 nt
Organism: Solanum lycopersicum (tomato)
Lineage: Eukaryota; Viridiplantae; Streptophyta; Magnoliopsida; Solanales; Solanaceae
Product: pentatricopeptide repeat-containing protein
Molecular function (GO): protein binding
Source: RefSeq, a predicted model, not a curated record